AGUCAAUUGAAUAGAAUGGGGUGGUCGCGAUCAAGCCGCAUCAUCGAAUUUGGUCGGGCGACGGGCAUGAUCGCCGAAGGAGGAAGUGCGACGUCGCCGCCGCCGGCGCCGGCGGCCAUGGCCCACGCCAGCAGCUCCAUGAGCGACGUCUCUUCCGCGGCCGGCGAGCAGGAGUACGUGCUCAAGGUCGUCCUCAUCGGCGACUCGGGCGUCGGCAAGAGCAACCUCGUCCAGCGCUUCACCAAGAACAAGUACAACGAGGCGAGCACGCAGACCAUCGGCUUCGAGUUUGCGGCCAAGACCAUCCGCGUCGGCGACCGCCGCAUCAAGGCGCAGAUCUGGGACACGGCCGGCCAGGAGCGGUUCCAGUCGCUCACGGCCGCCUACUACCGCAACGCCGUCGGCGCGCUCAUUGUCUACGACAUUACGAACCGCGCGUCGUUCGAGCACGUCACGCACUGGCUCGCGCAGAUCCACGAGCACGCGCAUGAGAACGUGGUCCUGAUCCUUGUCGGCAACAAGUGCGACCUGGCCCACCGCCCCAACACGCGGCAAGUGUCGACGCUCGAGGCCGCGCGGUUCGCCGAGACGCACCACAUGGAGUUUGUCGAGGCGUCGGCGCUCGACUCGACCAACGUCGUCGAGGCCUUCAAGCGCAUCAUUGUGCCCGUCGGUCGGCUGCUCAUGCCGACCAACACCAACUCGACGCCGCGGUUACCGCCGGGGUGGCGGCGCGUGCUCUCGCGCACACGACCGGGCGAGUACUCGUACGAGAACCAGUACACGAAGGAGCGGCUGGCGUUCGCGCCAAAGGAAGCCGCCAAGCCGUCGCAGUACAGCUUCCAGCAUGCGGCGCGCAGUGCGAGUGCAAGCGGCAGCAACAAGAGUCUCCAGGGCCCCGCGGGCGUCACGGUCACGAAGGAGGCGUUGGAGCGCCAGCAUCAAAAGGCGUUUUUGGCCCAGCAGUCCGCGUCGCCCAACUGCACGUCGCUCUUCUCGGGCGCGUGCUGCACGAUCCUCUAAGAUUUUUCUAAUAUAAACCC
Molecule: messenger RNA, 1043 nt
Organism: Saprolegnia parasitica CBS 223.65
Lineage: Eukaryota; Oomycota; Saprolegniomycetes; Saprolegniales; Saprolegniaceae
Exons: 3
Coding region: 16-1023 (335 amino acids)
Cellular component (GO): endosome
Molecular function (GO): GTPase activity; GTP binding
Source: RefSeq, a predicted model, not a curated record